AUGGAGAACAAAAAUGCUAUCACCCUUACUGAACAGAAACCGGAAGAAUCUAAAUGCAAUGAGGAUUCAGUUCUCCCCAUCGUUGAGAAGGGACUUUUCUUCCAUGAUUCCUUCUUCGAGGAUAUUCGGAAGCAAUUUGAGACAGCCAUCGACGAAAUCCUGGAUACGUGGGGAGAAGGCAAAUCCGUUAGUGAUCUGAUGAGUAGCUACAGACGUGUAAGAGAGCGCAAUUUGCAGGAAGAGAACCAAGUCAUGGCCUUCAGCGAAGACGACCAGAAUCACAAGGUUGUACUGGAUGUUCAUGACUUCAAGAGUGGAGAUGUUAAGGUUAGAGUGGAAGACAAUCAGGUGGUGGUGGAAGGUCGAGUGGAAAAGGAAGAAGAUGACUUCAAGUCCAUGAAAAGCUUCUAUCGACGUUUCAGCUUCCCAGGCAAAGUGAACAUGGAGGCCGUGACUUCCGCAAUGUCUUCCGAUGGCGUCUUGACUGUCACGGCUCCGAAGAUUCCACAGGAUACAUGUACAUUUAAAAGCAUUACAGAUGGAGGUGGAAAGUGGGCUCACACCCAACUCGCGCCACAUAAAAGCAUCAGCAGCCGCCUCUUGCUAGACACAAUAUAA
Molecule: messenger RNA, 618 nt
Organism: Penaeus indicus
Lineage: Eukaryota; Metazoa; Arthropoda; Malacostraca; Decapoda; Penaeidae
Product: alpha-crystallin A chain-like
Exons: 4
Coding region: 1-618 (205 amino acids)
Source: RefSeq, a predicted model, not a curated record